AUGGGUAUCGACAGACAACUCGAUAGAAUUUUGUAUGAUUCAAUAUUUACAGAUUGUUUAACAUUAACAAGAAGUUCAUCUAAUGGUCAUAUCUAUUCAUUAGACAAUCAAAUAUUGGAUCGACUGUGUCGAGAGAUAUUACCUAAAAUUCAUCAGAAAAUCCAAUGUCUAACUGUUGAAUCAUUAUCUAUGGAACGUAUUCUUCUUGUUGGUGAUUAUCCUAACUUACAUAAACUUUGUCUAGCCAGUAUGGAAGAGGAAAGACUUCGAAGUCUAUUUAAUGACGAAAAUUCAUGGUUCAAAAAAUUUCAACAUAUUUCGACACUAUAUUUUUCUGUUCUUAAUAAACCGACAAGCACUAGCUAUGGUCUGACAAAUUUUGUCUUUGUAAGUAUGUUUAAAAUGUUUCCUCAAUUAAUUAAUUUACAAUUUCAUCAAUUAUCCAAUAACGAUUGUUUCGAACUAUCAUUUGAUAAUGAAAUUCCAAUAUUUUCUUCUUCUGUUCUACUGGAAUUGCAUAUAAGUGUGACCACAUCGAUCGAUCUUCUGUGUUUACUUGAUGGACGUUUGAAUGAACUUCGUCGUUUUUAUGUAUAUGUUCAACAUUUUUUUCUUCCAUCUCGUAACAUUGACAUGAAAAAAAAACUCGAUAAUUUGAAAUGUUUUUCAUUGACCAGUAAUAAUGAAACAUUCUUUUAUAAUCAAACAAUUUUACCACUUCUGCAUCGAAUGUCAAAUUUGGAAAUGCUUACUUUUAAUAUAAGAAUUGAUGAGAAAAAAUUUGUUGAUGGAAAUUGUUUGAAUAAUGAUAUUCUUAAUCAUUUACCAAAAUUAAAUCAUUUUAUAUUUAAUAUUCAAUCAAGAAUAUAUGAUUAUAAUCAAAUUGAUAUUCGACCAAAUGAAGAUAUUCAAAAUACAUUUAAAAAAUUUUCGAAAUCAUAA
Messenger RNA from Rotaria sp. Silwood2, 942 nucleotides. The record is from the annotation of a GenBank genome assembly. NCBI's taxonomy places the organism in Eukaryota, Metazoa, Rotifera, Eurotatoria, Philodinida, Philodinidae.